Messenger RNA from Schizophyllum commune H4-8, 1806 nucleotides. RefSeq names its product Aldo/keto reductase. Lineage: Eukaryota; Fungi; Basidiomycota; Agaricomycetes; Agaricales; Schizophyllaceae. The transcript is spliced from 3 exons. Bases 406 to 1458 code for a protein of 350 amino acids. Gene Ontology annotation, cellular component: cytoplasm. The record is from RefSeq and is a predicted model, not a curated record.
GGGCGUUAUACCUCGACGCAGCGCGCCUGGGGCUUCGCUCUACCGAGAGCUCGCAUCCAAAGACCUUCUCCCGUCCGAGUCCGCCGCGAACGCGUCAACGGUCUCAUUGACAGUGGCAACUUCACUAUGCGUACAUACCCUCCUUCGACCAGGUCUACCAACGACGGCUCAGAUCCGUGGGACUGGGGGUACUGCUCCCCACAUUUUUUCCUCAGCAAGCCCGCGUAUCCCUGUUGCCGUGUGCUCGCCGUCACCCCGGCUUGCCACUGCGCUGACAAUUUAGUAUGUCGAAACUAUACGUGACCAGACCCAGAGGAGUAUAAAAGACGAACGCGCACUCAGAGGUUCACCCAGUCUUGAGCUCUUUCCUCUCUCCAAGCAGCCUCACGAGCACCCCAAACAACCAUGACGAAGUACUUAGGCAAAGAAGUCGGCCCCAUCGGGUAUGGUCUCAUGACCCUCACCUGGUUCAGCAACCACACGACCGAGCAUGCCAUCGAGUGCAUGAAGGCCGCCCUCGAGGCCGGCGCGAACGUCUGGAACGGCGGCGUGUUCUACGGCACGCCCGAGCACAACUCCCUCCACAUCGUCAAGGCGUACUUCACCAAGUACCCCGCGGACGCCCCCCGCGUCGUCCUCUCCAUCAAGGGCUGCCUCGCGGACCCGGGCCUGCCCACCGCGCGCCCGGACAGCUCGCCCGCGAGCAUCCGCCGCGAGGUCGACUGGUGCCUGGACAUCCUGCAGGGCACGAAGCGCAUCGACGUCUUCCAGCCCGCGCGGCGGGACAAGGGCACGCCGCUCGCGGUGUCGAUGCGCGCGCUGCAGGCGCUCGUCGACGAGGGCAAGAUCGGCGCGAUCGGGCUGUCGGAGGUCAACGCGGCGACGAUCCGCGAGGCGGCGCAGUACGCGCGCAUCGAUGGCGGCGUCGAGGUCGAGUACUCGAUGUGGUUCACGGAGAUCCUGGACAACGGCGUCGCGAAGGCGUGCGCGGAGCUCGACAUCCCCAUCAUCGCGUACUCGCCGCUGGGCUCUGGGUUCCUGGUGGGCUUUCUCAAUCCAUCGCAGACCGGCCAAUUCCAGUCCUACGCCGACCUCCCAAAGGACGACUUCCGGCACCUCUGCCCGCGCUUCCAGGAGGACGUCUUCGACCUCAACCUCCAGCUCGUGCACACCGUCGAGGCCUUCGCCGCGCGCAAGGGCGCCACCCCCGCGCAGAUCGCGCUCGCCUGGGUCGCCGCGCAGAGCGCCCUCGCCUGGGUCGCCGCGCAGAGCGGGAAGAACGGCCUCCCGACGAUCAUCCCCAUCCCCGGGUCGACGAACGUGCAGCGCGUCAAGGAGAACUCGACGCUGGUGGAGCUGACGGACGAGGAGAUGGAGGAGAUUGACGCGUUCUUGCGCCAGUUUGAGCCGAAGGGGGACCGUGUGCCGGAGCAUAUGGCGCAGUUGAAUUGGGGUUAGGGAAAGGAUAGUUGAAUUGCAGAGUGGAUAAUGAUUGUGGAUAUGUUUUCCAUGGAAAUUAGGUCGAGGAGUAUUGGAGAUAAGAACGCAACGUACGGAGGAAUGAACAAUUCGAGCAAAGACAGAAAAGAGCGAGUUGGACGAGGUGAUCGUACGGUAAAGACAGGACUAGAUUGAGUAGAUAGCAUAACGUCGACGGUGAAUGAAAAUAAAGAAUAGUGUCUAUCUCAGACGACGCUCGCCUGAGUGAUCUACUUGUAGAUCACGGAAGCCGCCUCCGUAGGUACGGCCUGCACCGCAUAAGUCGGCUCGACCUCCAUGGUGGGCUCAACCUCUUGAGCCGGACCC